CCGAUUUACUCCCAAUGCAUUCUGGUACCGUACCUUGUCUUGUAUCGGGAGAACCGCCGCUAAAGCAAAACCGGUUAUUGACUAAGGUCCCCAAGUGUCUCCAGCCAUGUCUGUGAGGGAGUCGUUUAACCCAGAAAGCUACGAGCUAGACAAGAGCUUCAGACUCACACGCUUCACUGAGCUCAAAGGAACCGGCUGCAAGGUGCCCCAGGAUGUGCUACAGAAGCUUCUAGAAGCCCUACAGGAGAACCACUAUCAAGAGGAUGAACAGUUCCUCGGGGCUGUAAUGCCCAGACUGGGCAUUGGUAUGGACACCUGUGUCAUUCCCCUGAGACACGGGGGUCUUUCCCUUGUCCAGACGACAGACUACAUCUACCCCAUAGUGGACGACCCCUACAUGAUGGGGCGGAUUGCAUGUGCCAACGUUUUAAGUGACCUGUACGCCAUGGGAGUAACGGAAUGUGACAACAUGUUGAUGCUUCUGGGGAUCAGUAACAAACUUUCAGAAAAGGAGCGGGACAAGGUGAUGCCUCUCAUCAUCCAAGGGUUCAAAGAUGCGUCAGAGGAAGCGGGCACGUCUGUUACCGGGGGACAGACGGUCCUCAACCCCUGGGUUGUCCUGGGAGGGGUGGCCACUACGGUCUGUCAACCCAACGAGUUCAUCAUGCCAGACAACGCUGUGCCAGGAGAUGUGUUGGUUCUCACCAAACCUCUGGGGACACAGGUGGCUGUGGCUGUACACCAGUGGUUGGACAUUCCUGACAAGUGGAAUAAGAUCAAAUUGGUGGUUACUCAAGAGGACGUAGAACUGGCCUAUCAAGAAGCCAUGAUGAACAUGGCCCGACUCAAUAGGACAGCGGCAGGCCUGAUGCACACCUUCAAUGCCCACGCUGCCACUGACAUCACUGGCUUUGGGAUCCUGGGCCACGCACAGACUCUGGCACGGCAACAGCGCAGUGAGGUGUCGUUCGUGAUCCACAACCUCCCCGUGCUCGCCAAGAUGGCCGCCGUGUCCAAGGCUUGCGGGAACAUGUUCGGACUGAUGCACGGCACAUGUCCAGAGACAUCAGGUGGUCUGUUGAUCUGUCUUCCCAGGGAGCAGGCGGCUCGUUUCUGUGCGGAGAUUAAGUCUCCUAAAUACGGCGAGGGUCACCAGGCCUGGAUCAUCGGUAUUGUGGAGAAGGGCAACCGCACUGCCCGCAUCAUUGACAAACCAAGAAUCAUCGAGGUCACUCCUCAGCUCUCCACACAGAAUGUCAACCCCACGCCCGGGGCCACCUCAUAAAACCCCCCACGCUGCACUGCAGACCGGAACCAGAGAGCUUGGAGAGUUUUUUUUUAGACGCAUAUUCUAGAAAACCAUCCUACAGUGUGUCAAAUGAAUACACGUGUGUGAAUGUGUGUGUGUAUAUAUAUAUAUAUGUGUGUAUGUAUAUGUGUGUGUAUUUAUAUAUAUACACACACACAAACACACACACACACACUUACACGCAAAAUUAACUGGGUUGCUGUAUGUGUACACCUGCCUCAGAGAGAAGCCUUAGGGGCAGGUCAUCACAGAAUGGAUGCAUUAACAAAAAAGAAAGGAAAACAAAUCUCUAAAAUGAAAAGAACAAAGUAAAAAUCCAUUUGCCUUUUGUGUCUGUAAUCUGUUACGUUUAACUGAAGAGGCAGGCAGCGUCUGGGUUUGAGAAUAGAUGAUUAUCUGAUACUGUUGAUUCAUUCUGAAUCUAGAGACUGGGUGUCCGUUGCCUCUUGGGCUCUUUUUAAAGGAUGCUCACUGUUGACAAGCCAGUGUAAUCAGUGGGUAGCGAGAUAGCGUUUUUGUUUGUCCGUUCACUAUGUGUACAGUUUAAAAGCCUAGUUAUAGUUCAAUGCUGUAACCGAUGCCUUGAAAGAUUGAAAAUAACCGAAGAGGAGUGUAAACAUUCGGGUUGCUUUUUUUACUUUUCACUUUUUGUAUUAUCCCCCAAAAAUCAAAUAAAUCAAAUAGAUGUAUA
Molecule: messenger RNA, 2000 nt
Organism: Esox lucius (northern pike)
Lineage: Eukaryota; Metazoa; Chordata; Actinopteri; Esociformes; Esocidae
Gene: sephs1
Product: selenophosphate synthetase 1
Exons: 10
Coding region: 107-1285 (392 amino acids)
Biological process (GO): L-selenocysteine biosynthetic process
Cellular component (GO): cytoplasm
Molecular function (GO): selenide, water dikinase activity; ATP binding
Source: RefSeq, a predicted model, not a curated record